Messenger RNA from Necator americanus (New World hookworm), 765 nucleotides. RefSeq lists its product as uncharacterized. The record is from RefSeq and is a predicted model, not a curated record. The transcript has 7 exons. Bases 1 to 765 code for a protein of 254 amino acids. NCBI's taxonomy places the organism in Eukaryota, Metazoa, Nematoda, Chromadorea, Rhabditida, Ancylostomatidae.
AUGGUCAUAGCAUUGAAAAUGCAUUGGUGUCUUCUCUCACUUCUUCUGCACUUGCUGUAUUUUCACAACGCCGUCGCUUCUCCACUAACGGGCUGUGAGAAAAACAGCACACGAUGUUUUCAAGUCUUCAAAGUGUCCCUGUCCACGUUACAAGAGGAAGAUAUCAGCAAGAACCUGAAACCGGUCAAAAAGUAUGGAAACAAUGUGUUCGCACCACGUGGCAACUCUCCGAGGUUGACUGAAAAAGUCAUCGAAAGCAUGCCCGCGAACGCAGACCCUCGCGUUAAGGAGAACAUCCUCAAUAACAAUUAUUUCCUGAAAAGAGUGGAUGCAGACGAUGGAUCGAUCUUCACAGAGGACCUCAGCGAUCUCUUACCUCAGAACCUUCAGCAAAUGCAAGCCACCACUUCCGCCUCUAUGGAUGAACCACUACCUGUCUAUCUGAUUAUUCUUCUAAUAGUUGUGGGGAUUCUAGUCGGAAUUCUCGGAACUUGUUCAGUUCUCGUUUUCGUUGAUUACAAGAAUAAUCCGAAAUUUGAUAUGUCUGGGGUAGUGACAUACACACGUCGACGAAACUUUGAGAAGCUUUACGUGGACCCAAAACAAAGAGAGAGGUUGGAAAGGCAAAGAAGGCAGAACGCUCCACUGCGAACACCUUUGCCUGUACCUGGACGAGUAUCGCGUACGAGCCGAGAGAGUGAACUGUUGCGAUCUUCUCGUGAAGCCACAGAAAGUCUUAAGAUGGAACGUAAAAAUUCGUAUUAA